Gossypium arboreum is the source of this 7395-nucleotide messenger RNA. RefSeq lists its product as uncharacterized. Lineage: Eukaryota; Viridiplantae; Streptophyta; Magnoliopsida; Malvales; Malvaceae. Bases 1 to 7107 code for a protein of 2368 amino acids. The transcript has 22 exons. The record is from RefSeq and is a predicted model, not a curated record.
AUGAUGAUUUCAAAGCAUUUUUUUCAUGUUUUAUCUAUUGUUCUCUUCUUAUCAUUUUCAUUUCCAUAUGCACAUUUCACAGAGAUUGAUCAAGAUUCAACCAACCUUCACCCCCUUCCAGUAAGCUUGGGUUCUAGUUCAUUUUCAAGUUCUGGCUCUUUUAAGCAUUCAAGUUCUUCCCAUGCCUCCCACUCAUUUAAGAGUUCGCACUCUUUAAAGAGCUCUGAAAAUCAUGGUGAUGCUUCGGGUCAUGGCUCUUCCUCUAUUUCACAUUCAAGUUCAGCUUCUGGCUCAUCUUCACAUUCUAGUUCAUCUUCACAUUCUGGAUCUUUUAAGAGUUCAGGUUCAUUUAAAGGUUCUAGCUCUCCCAUAGAUUCUAAUAAUUCUAAAGACUCCGGUUUAGGUCAUGGGGAUUCUAGUUCCUCUACAACUUCUAGUUCUUUAUCGGGUUCUAGCCAUUCUAAAUCUUCUAACUCAUUGUCACAUUCUAGUUCAUCUUCACAUUCUGGUUCUUGGAAGGGUUCUAGCUCAUUCGGAGAUUCUAACAAUUCUAAGGAUUCUAGUUUAGGUCAUGGGGAUUCUAGAUCCUCUGCAACUUCUAGUUCUUUAUCAGGUUCUAGCCAUUCCAAAUCUUCUAGCUCAUUGUCACAUUCUAGUUCAUCUUCACAUUCUGGUUCUUGGAAGGGUUCUAGCUCAUUCCAAGAUUCUAACAAGCCUAAGGAUUCUAGUUCUGCUAUGACUAGUCACUCUUCAUUAGGUUCUGGAGAUAAUUUUAGCAAUUCUAAGGGUUCUGACUCAUCUAAAACUUCUAAGUCUGGCAACUCUAGUUCUUUAUCAGGUUCCAUCAAUUCAAUGGGUUCUAACUCUUCUAAGACUUUUAACUCUGCAUUAGGUUCUACUACAUCUAACUCUUCCAAAAGCUCAAGAUCUAACAAUUCUAAAGAUUCUAGUUCUGCUACUGCUUCUGGUUCUUCUUCAAGUUUAGGUUCUAGCAAGUCUAAGGCUUCUGGCUUAUCAGCACAUUCAAGUUUUGAAAAACAUGGUGGUGCUACGGGUCAUGGCUCUUCCUCUUUAUCGCAUUCAGUUUCAGCUUCAGGCUCAUCUUCACAUUCCAGUUCAUAUUCACAUUCUAGUUCUUCUUCACAUUCAAGUUCUUUUAAGCAUUCAAAUUCUGGUUCUUCUAGAUCUUUUACAAACUCGGGUUCCAACAAUUCUAAGGAUUCUAGUUCUGAUGCGGCUUCUCACUCUUCAUUGGGUCAAGGGGCUUCUAAUAAAGUUUCUAGUUCAUCAUCACAUUCCAAUUCUCUAAAUCAUGAUGGUUCUACAAGUCAUGGUUCUUCCUCUUUAUCACAUUCAAGUUCAGCUUCUGGAUCAUCCUCAAAAUCUAGUUUAUCUCCACAUUCCGGUUCUAGUGCUACUAACUCAUCCACAUACUUGGGUUCUGACAAUUCUAAGGAUACUGAUUCUACUACAACUUCUCAGUCUUCAUUAAAUCAUAAGGCUUCUAGUUCCUCUGCAAGUUCUAGUUCUCUAUCAGGUACUAGCAAUUAUAAGGCUUCAGGCUUAUCCAAAAAUUCCAGUUCAUCUUCACAUUCUGGUUCUAGUGCUGCUAACUCAUCCAAAAACUCAGGUUCUAACCAUUCUAAGGAUUCUUAUUCUACAGCAGCUUCUCAGUCUUCAUUAAAUCAUGGGGCUUCUAGUUCCUCCAUAAGUUCUGAUUCUUUAUCAGGUUCUAAUAAUUCUAAGGCUUUUGGCUCAUCUUCAGACUCCAGUUCUUUUAAGCAUUCUGGUUCUGGUGCUUCUAACUCUUCCACAAAUAUAGGUUCCAACAAUUCUAAUGAUUCUGCUCCUACUGUGGCUUCUCAGUCUACAUUAAAUCACGGGGCUUCUAAUUCCUCUUCAAGUUCUGGUUCUUUAUCAGGUUCUAGCAAUUAUAAGGCUUCCGGGUCAUCCUCAAAUUCUAUUUCAUCUUCACAUUCUGGUUCUUUUAAUCACUUUGGUCCUAUUGCUGGUAACUCCUCCACAAACUUAGGUUCUAACAGUUCUAAGGGUUCUAAUUCUACUACGGCUUCUCAGUCUUCAUUAAACUAUAAGGCUUCUAAUUCCUCUACAAGUUCUGGUUCUUUAUCAAGUUCUAGAAAUUAUAAGGCUUCGGGCUCAUCCUCAAAUUCUAGUUCAUCUUCACAUUCUGGUUCUUUUAAGCAUUCUGGUUCUACUACUGCUAACUUAUCCACAAAUUCUGGUUUGAACAAUUCUAAGGAUUCUAGUCCUACUACGGCUUCUAAGUCUUCUUUAGAACAUGAGGCUUCUGGUUCCUCUACAAGUUCUGGUUCUUUGUCAGGUUCUAGUGAUUCUAAGGCUUCUGGCUUGUCAUCACAUUCCAGUUCUAUAAAUCAUGGUGGUGCUACAGGUCACAACUCCUUCUCUUUGUCACAUUCAAGUUCAGCUUCACAUUCUGGUUCCUUUGAGCAUUCGGGUUAUUUUAAGGGGUCUGGCUCUUCUGUGGAUUCUAGCAAUUCUAAGGAUUUUGGUUUUGGUGCAACUCACUCUUCAUCAAGUUCUGGGGCUUCUGGUUCUUCUACAAGUUCCAGUUCUUUAUCAGGUUUGAAUAAUUCAAAAAAUUCUAAGACUUCAAACUCUUCUUUAAGUCAUGAUGCUUCAGGCUCUUCCACAAGUUUAGGUUCUAACAAUUCCAAGGAUUCAAAAUCUUCAUCAAAAUCCGGUGCUUCUAGCUCUUCUACAGACUCCAAUUCUUUAUCAGGUUUUAACAAUUCUAAGGGGUCUGGAUCUUUUCAAACUUCAAACUCUUCAUCAAAUCUUAGUGCAUCGGGUUCCUCCAAAGGGUCGAAUUCUUUAUCAAAUUCUAACAAUUCUAAAGGUUCUAACAAUUCUAAGAGUUCCGAAACUUCUGGCUCUUCAUCCGACCUUGAUGCUUCUAGCUCUUCCAAAGGAUUUGGUUCUGAUAAUUCUCAAAGUUCUGAUUCUUCUCAAACUUCACAAUCUGGUUCUGCCGACUCUACCACAGGAUCAGGGUCAUUAUCAAGUUCAAACAAUUCUAAGAGUUCUGACUCUUCUAACAUUUCAAAUUCAUCAUCUAGUUAUGAUGCUCAUGGUUCUGGGUCUGAUUCUGUAUCAAGUUUGAACAAUUCAAAAGGUUUUGGAUCUUCAAAAACUUCAGGCUCCUUAUCAGGCACUAGUUCUUCUGUGACUCAUGGUUCUACUACUUCUACUCUUCCUCAUAGCCCUUCAAAAGGUGAUGGAUAUUCUAAAGCAUCAAGCUCAUCAUUAGGUUCUGAAGGAUCUAAGUCUUCUACAAGUGACUUUUCAGUUUCUGGUAAUUCUAAGGCUUCAAGUACUAAAAAUGAAAGUGCUUCCACUGGUACCAAUGCUUCAGCGACUAAUGGUUCUACGACUUUUAUUCCUACGAGCCCUUCCCCAGGUUCUAACGGACCUAAGUCUUCUACAAGUAACCCUUCAGGCGCUAGUACAACAGUGACAAAUGGUCCUACAGCUUCUACUCCUUCUUCUAGCCCUUCCACAGGCGUUAAUUCUUUCAUAACUAAUAGCCAUAAGGGAUCUGGUCAUACAAGUUCAAGCAAUUUUGCUCACUCUGGUUCGUUUACAGCUUCUGGUCACUCUUCCGCAAGUCAUAGUUCUGGUUUUAAAGCUUUAGGCUCCUCAUCAGGUUCUGAAGGGUCUAAGACCGCUACAAGUGACUCUUCGGUUUCUGGUAAUUCAAAGGCUUCAAGUACUAAAAAUGAAAGUGCUUCCAUGGGUUCCAAUGCUUCAGCGACUAAUGGUUCUACGACUUUUAUUCCUACGAACCCUUCCACAGGUUCUGACGGAUCUAUGUCUUCAAUAAGUAACCCUUCAGGCACUAGUACUUCAGUGACAAAUGGUCCUACAGCUUCUACUCCUUCUUCAAGCCCUUCCACAGCUUUUGGUCGCUCUUCCGCAAGUCAUGGUUCUAGUUUUAAAGCUUCAGGCUCCUCAUUAGGUUCUGAAGGAUCUAAGUCUUCUACGAAUGACUCUUCAGUUUCUGGUAAUUCCAAGGCUUCAAGUACUAAAAAUGAAAGUGCUUCCAUGGGUACCAAUGCUUCAACGACUAAUGGUUCUACGACUUUUAUUCUUACGAACCCUUCCACAGGUUCUGACGGAUCUAAGUCUUCUACAAGUAACCCUUCAGGCACUAGUACUUCAAUAACAAAUGGUCCUACAGCUUUUACUCCUCCUUCGAGCCCUUCCACAGGCGUUAGUUAUUUCAAAACUAAUAGCCAUAAGGGAUUUGGUCAUACAAGUUCAAGCAAUGUCGCUCACUCUGGUUUGUUUAAAGCUUCUGGUCACUCUUCCGCAAGUCAUAGUUCUAGUUUUAAAACUCCAGGCUCUUCAGUUGGCAUUGGUUCUUCAACUUCUAGUCACUCUACCACAAGCAAUGAGUCCGGCUUUAAAACUUCAGGCUCUUCCACAAACACCGAUUCUUCUGAAAAUAAUGGUCAUAUGAAUUUUAGUUCUACUUCGAGUCCUUCCACAGGCUCUUCCUUGAACACUAGUUCUUCUACGCCUUUCGGUUCUUCUUCAAGCCUUUCUACAAAUAUAGGUUCUCCUGAGAGUAAUAGUCAUAUGGCUUCUAAUCAUUCAAACUCGGGCUAUUCUAAACAAACUGGUUCUUCUACAACUUCUGGCCACUCUUCCACUAGCAAUAGUUUUGGUUCCAAAACUUCAAGCUCUUCCACAAACAUUGGUUCUACUUCGACUGAUGGCCAUACAACUACCGGUUCUACUUUGAGUGCCUCUUCAGGUUCUAGUUCUCGUAAGACUAAUAGUCACAUGACUUCUAGUCAUACAAAAUCUAGUUCUUCCACACACACCGAUUCUUCCAAUCACGCUGGUUCUUUGACAACAUCUGGUUCCAAAACUUCAGGCUCUUCUACUAACACUGGUUCCGCUACGACUGAUGGCAAUACAACUACUGGUUCUAUUUUGAGCCACUCUUCAGGUUCUAGUUCUCAUAAGACUAAUAGUCACAUGAGUUUUGGUCAUACAAAAUCAGGCUCUUCUACACACACAGGUUCUUCCAAACACACUGGUUCUUUCACAACAUCUGGUUCCAAAACUUCAAGCUCUUCCACAAGCCCUGGUUCUACUACGACUAAUGGCCAUGCAACUACUGGUCCUGCUAUGAUUGAUGCCCAUAAAACUACUAGUUCUAUUUCAAGCCACUCUUCAGGUUCUAGUUCUCAUAAGACUAAUAGUCACGACACUUCUGCUCCUACAAAAUCUUGCUCUUGCACUUGCACACCUACCGACUCUUCCAAUCACACUGGUUCUGCUACAACUGAUGGCCAUACAACUACUGGUUCUAUUUCGAGCUACUCUUCAGGUUCUAGUUCUCAUAAGACUAAUAGUCACACGACAUCUGCUCAUACAAAAUCUGGCUCUUCUACACACACAAGUUCCUCUAAAUACACAGGUUCUUUCACAACCUCUGGUUCUAAAAUUUCGGGCUCUUCCACAAACACUGGUGCUGCUACGAUUGGUGGCCAUACAACUACUGGUUCUAUUUCGAGCCACUCUUUAGGUUCUACUUCUCAUAACAGUAAUAGUCACACGACUUCUACUCAUACAAAAUUUGGCUCUUCUACACACACAGGUUCUUCCAAACACACUGGUUCUUUCACAACCUCUGGUCACUCUUCCACAAGUAGUGAUUUUGGUUCUAAAACAUCAAGUUCCUCCAAAAGCACUAGUUCUUCUAAGAAUAAUGGUCAUGUGACUUCUGGUUCUACUUCGAGCCCUUCCACAUAUUACGGUUCUCCUAUGACUAGUAGUACUACAUCUUCUGGUCAUGCAGAUUCAGACUCUUCCACAAGCAAUAAUUUUGGUUCUAAAACUUCGGGCUCUUUUAGAGGCACCAAUUCUUAUGAUGCUCCUGGUUCUACAAACUUGGGCAUUUCUUCAAGUUCUGAUAUUUCCAUGGGUUCUGGCUCUUCUAAGAGUUCUAGUCUUGAAAACCAGUUUAGUGGUACUUUUUCCAAAGUUUUUGCUUUUGGGGACUCAUAUACAGACACAGGAAAUGCUCAAUCAUUAGGCAUUUUGAAAGACUUCGCGAGUGCAUUCUUAUCAAGCUUUUUUCAAACAAUAGAUUCAAACCUCCAUUUUGAGGGUAGAUCAAGUAAUGGCCGCUUGGUUAUUGAUUUCCUUUGUGAUUCUCUCAACAUAUCCCUGUUGCCACCAUUUGAAGUGGCUUCCAAAAACUCUAGUAUCAAUGAAGACUGUGGAGUGAACUUUGCAGUGGGAGGUUCGACAUCUCUUUCAGGUGAUUUUUUUACUAAUCAUAAAAUCACCAAUAACUUGUUGUGGCAAGGCACUCCAUUAGGUUUCCAAACUCAAAUAGAAUGGUUCAACCAGUUCGUCACAAAAAAAGCCUGCAAUGGGGAAACAAUCGAACAAUGCAAGGAACAAAUGGGAAACAACCUCAUUUGGCUUGGGCAAAUGGGUGCAGAUGACUUUGCUCGUGUUAUAGGGUCUUCUAUUUCCUUGCGUUGGCUUACAGAUAUAACUCUCGGUCAAAUCUCCAAAAUCCUCACGACGGUGUUGGAUAGUGGCGCAAGGUUCAUCGUGGUUCAAGGACUACCGCCACUAGGGUGUUGGCCAUUAGCAAAAUUAUUGACUCCCCACUUUGCCAAGGAUGAAAUGGGUUGUUCUGCAGUUAUCAACAAAGCAAUAAUGGCUCACAAUGACCUCUUACAGAAGACAUUAGAAGAAUUUCGUAGAAACUAUCCCAAUGCUACAAUUGCAUAUGCUGAUUAUUUCAACGCAUUCAAGACAGUCAUGGGAAACCUCACUGAGUUUGGCUUUUUAGAUGGGUCCGAUGCAUGUUGCGGCGUUGGAGGUGGACUUAACUUCAACUUGAACAAUCUAUGUGGCAUGGAUGGCACCAACACUUGUAGUAACCCGAAUGCUUACAUCCACUGGGAUGGACUUCAUCUUACAGAAGCAAUGAACAAACAAAUCGCUCGUCUCUUCCUCCUUGAAGGCUUCUGUCAACCAUCUUUUGUUGAUCUAAUAAAAAGGCAUCAAAGCUUACUUCAACCCUCUCUUCAGUAGGCUCCUUACAAAGAUUAAGCCAACAAUAUUCAACCAGAUUUUCCUUUAUUAUAUAUAGAUUAUGUCAAUAAAUUAGCCCUACAAACGUCCCUUCUUCACAUUAGUGAAAUAAGAGUGAUGUAUCUUUGACUUUAAAUCUUAUUUGUAUGUAUCACUCUCUAGUGUAUUAAUGCAAUGGUGGCGGCUUUUGUUGCCCUUUCUUAUUUCAGUUUCAGUUUUCAUGGAACUCGAUUUGUCUUAACAAUUAUGUUCCAACAAUAAAAUAUGAGAAGACAAGCUAACCUUAUG